Molecule: messenger RNA, 6806 nt
Organism: Cydia strobilella
Lineage: Eukaryota; Metazoa; Arthropoda; Insecta; Lepidoptera; Tortricidae
Gene: CycB3
Product: G2/mitotic-specific cyclin-B3
Exons: 8
Coding region: 166-1707 (513 amino acids)
Biological process (GO): regulation of cyclin-dependent protein serine/threonine kinase activity; mitotic cell cycle phase transition
Cellular component (GO): cyclin-dependent protein kinase holoenzyme complex; nucleus; cytoplasm
Molecular function (GO): cyclin-dependent protein serine/threonine kinase regulator activity
Source: RefSeq, a predicted model, not a curated record
UGACUGGUUGUUGGAGUUGAGUUCAGUCCGGUUCAGGCUGGACUUUCGUUAAAUUUAGAUAACAUUUUACAUUUCUUAGCAAACAAUCGGGACGUGCAACAGUGCAACUCCUUAAAUAACUAUUAAACUAAUACACAACGGCCGCCGCCGUCUAGAAACUGCGUAAUGGCGCCAUCCAGGUUGGCAUCUAAGCCAAUCGGCGUCAAUGAAAACUUGAACGGCAUCCUGAGUCAUGGCAUCACGACGAGGAGUAAGCAGAUGGCUACUCUGAAAAGCUACAAAGACAGUAUGAAGAUGCCAAACAAGAGGAAGGCCGACAGUCCCCUGAAAGAUGCGACGGCGAAGCGAGCUGCGUUCGGGGACCUCACGAACGCCUUCAACAAGUCCGCUGCCCCAGAGAAAGCUGCGCCUCACAAAAAAGUUACAGUGGAGUCUAAAAUGCUUCCUACACUUAAGAACAUCAAACCACAAGUCACAGUAAAUGGCAAAGCAUCAAAGACAAGACAGCUGCAAAGAGUAGCCACCAAUGCCCUAGAGUCUGUACAUAAGCACUUUGCUAAGGACCCGCCUAAGCCUGUUGCGACUCGGGCCCAGAACGGCAUCCUAAAGAACAUUGAGAAAAAGGUGCUGAAGGAAAAUCAGACUCAGAAUCAGAGUAACUCAUCAAACUCUGCUAAAUCAAUGAGGAGUGAUGUUUCUGGAGAGCCUUCACUAUAUAUGACUGCAUUAGAAAAUAUAAGCCCCUUAGACCCCACAAAAGAAGAAUGCAAGGCGAUCAGCGAGAAACUAGACAAAGUCAACUUAGACGACAGCACAGCGAACAAAUCCCUGGACGAUGAGACUGAUUUCCACCAGGCCCCAGCGGGAGUCGCGGACUUUGACAAGGAGAACUGGAAUGAUGUGUUCCAAGUGUCACAAUAUGCUAUGGAUAUUUUCAUUUAUUUAAAAAGUAGAGAGAAACUAUUCCCCGUGGAUGACUACCUGUCCCGGAUGAAAGGCAUCACCUCCUGGAUGCGAGCCCUCCUCGUAGACUGGAUGGUCGAAGUCCAGGAGAGCUUUGAGCUGAACCAUGAGACGUUAUACUUAGCGGUGAAGCUGGUGGACCUGUACCUGACCAAGUCCUCGCUGAAACAGCAGGAAAAGGACCAUCUUACUAAGGAGGAGCUACAGCUGCUUGGGGCUUCUGCGCUGUUCAUCGCUUCUAAAUUUGACGAACGCAUCCCCCCUCUAGUAGACGAUUUCCUGUACAUCUGCGAUGGCGCGUACUCACUCAGCCAGUUGCUCAAAAUGGAGAUGACCAUCCUCCGCACCGUGGACUUCGACCUCGGCAUGCCGCUCUCAUACCGCUUCCUGCGUCGCUAUGCUCGGUGUGCGCGUCUGUCAAUGCCAACAUUGACUCUGGCGCGCUUCGUGCUAGAACAGUGUCUACUAGACUACGCUUUAGUACAACACUCGGACAGCAAGAUGGCGGCUGCGGCUCUUUACAUCGCGCUACGUAUGAAAUCGCUUGGACACUGGACGCCUACGUUGGAGUAUUACACAGGCUACACGUUUCAAGAGAUCCUCCCCAUCGUCCUAGAACAGAAUGCAUCCCUGCACAAGAAACCCAAGUCGGCCAUCAGCACCGUCCGCAACAAGUACUCCCACACGAUCUUCUUCGAGGUGGCCAAGGUGCCCCUCCUCCCCGAUGAAGCGCUGAGCAGCUGAGGACAACGUGGCAUCUUACUCAAUAUACUCAGGUGGGUACGCUUGCUCUGAUACAGUAUUAUUGUAUGGCCGGAUAGUGGUAGAAGAAAGUUGCUGGUUAGGAUGCGUUUACAUUGAUCCGACUGCCUAUUUCGAUCACUGAUGAUUAGUUGAGACAGUGUAACGCACCCUUAUAUUGUCGAUUGAAACAAAGAAAUACUACAGAUGAAGCUUUUUAGUGGAAUGUAAGGCGUUUACCAUACUGGAUGCUAUUAGCACGUCCGGUCCGAUGUGUGACCGGGAUAUCUAUAAUACGCGCAUUUCGUUGUCUCACUCAUUGUAGCGACAUGCGAAUCGCAUCCAGUGUGAAACACUGAUAACCGCCUAAAUCGGUUAUAUAAACCUACAUCUGUAGCGCAUAAUAAUGUUUUCCAUCGUACUUUCUCGGAAACGUUCGUAUUUGUCAUGCUACCUCAUUCAACCUCAGUACUAUUUGUACCGAGACCGACUGAAACAGCAAGACGCGUUCCGUGAAUGAUGGAAAAUAAUUAGUGUCUCUAUUCCUCAUUUUAGGCAUAUUACAAUGCACUUAUGUAUGUCAAAAACUACUUUCUACUGCCGUUAUUCGAUGGUCAGACUGCCAGUUAUAGUCGGCAUCAAAUAUAUCGGAGCGGCCGAGGUGCUCAAAAUAUCUGAACACGCACUCUAACGCCUUGACAAUGAGGGCUAACGCGUAUGAAUUCGCCGCUAGGGGCGCUAGUGUAGAUGGUGGUCUUUUCCAUAGUUCGAAAUGUCAAAUGUCACUUGUCACUUCAAUGACUGACAGCUGUUCUUUAGUCUUUUGGACCACCAUCAACAGAGCGCCAUCUUGAUAGUUAGCAUCGUGAUUAAUUACUUUGUUAUUUGCUCAUUAAUCGAUAGCUUAUUAUACAGUAAACUAAUGUGGUAGUGUGCAGUGAAUGGAGAAUUAAUUUUGAAGCGCGUUUAACCACCAUCUUGGAGUCAACGGCCGGUAGUCCACGUGCUUCUUGUAAAGUCUAGCUAUCGAUUUACAAGAGCUAACAAAUCACCGUACACUGUCUUGUACAACCGUACAAUUUUUGUCGUUUUUAAACCUCUUAAUACCUCGAUACUGGCGAAAUAGUCCCACUGGGCUGAAGCCAUAAUUUUAAAAGAAAAAAAAAACAGAGCCGCCAACUGGUGAGCAAAAAAACGAUAGCCCUCAUAGAGUGCGUGUUCAGAUAUUUGUGACCACCUCGGCCGCUCCGAUAUAUCUGAUGGCGACUGUACAAUGGCUAUCGGUAACCUACGUUUACUAAGUGGAAUAAUGAACUGUAGAAGAAACAUGUAAAAAUUUGGAAAAUUUACUUGUCAACACAUGUUUAUCACUUGUUUAUUAUUGUACUGUGGAUUUUGCGAAAUUUACACGGCAGUUAUAAAGCCUAGCUAAGAAAACAUUCGUUCUAAGAGAAACGAAACGCUAACUGUCUCUAUUUCACUAAUAAGGAAGAGUGAAAGACAUAAUUGUGGUAUUUCUACCUUAUUGUCGAUGGCGCUUACGCCAUUAUAAACGAUGCUCCGAUAUAAAUACAAUGCCGCGCGACGCUGUGCGGGCGUAAGCGCCGUCGACAAUAAGGUACCUUUUCAUAGAAAAUGCCCCAAUUCAUGUAAUUAACGGGUCUAACGCGAUUAAAUUUAAAUUAUCCUGUAUAAUUCGAAUUAUAGUAGAAUAAAAUAAAUUUUGACCCAAAAGUAAUUAUGUAAUAUUAAUAAUAAAAUGCUGUUCCCAUUAGAUGUAAGUAUUUUUUUGACAUGUAAAAUAUUUACUUAUAUUUUAUCAAUAAAAGAUUGGUUGAUUGAAAUUUCAUUAUUUUACCUUUUUUUCCGACGUUAAACUAACUAAUCUUCUUAGCACAAGUGUUUUCUCACUUAAAAAGAGACACCAGCGCAGAUAUUCUGAUUUGUGUUUUUUAAGCUACCGAAUAUUUUUUUUUUUUUAUAAUGUCGGGUAGUUUAGAAUUGUUUACCAGUAUCUUAAUCGACAUUUUGCUGGGACGUCAGUCUUCAGUGACCACAGCUAGUGCAACCUAGUUGAAACGUCAAAAAAAAGGUAAAACUAUGAAAUUUAAUCACGUUAGAUCCGUUAAUGACAUUAAUUAUGUGUACAAACAGCGAGAAUUUAGAGUGAUAGACAGACAAAAGCGUUUCGUUAUACGUUCUCUGCAAACGAUUGUCAUUUUGGCUAGGCCCCCACAUUACUAUGUUACAUUUGCGCGACUCACAAAUUUAAAGACAAAUCAAUGUGUAAAAUUAUUCGUUUUCUGCAGACUUUAUUCUACUAGAGAAUAUAAGUUCGUUAUUUAUAAAUGCAAGUGAUAUAGUUAUUUACGAUACGAGUGCGAAUUAACUAUUCGCACGUGUAUCGUACAACGUUUUAAAUUUUCGACGUAGUUACGUAAUGUGCUUAUUAUAGCACAGGGUGUCGUAAUACGAGUACCACAUGUACUGUAAAAUGUUAAAUAACCGAUAGUCAUUAAACAGCUGGCAUUACUGUACUCGUACUGUGUUUAGUUCAGAACAUUUCCAGUGAAAUUCAAUUUUGUACAGAAACCGCUAUUACAGGGUUCUAUGUUACAUUUUCAAGAUAGUUGAAAUUCGACUUAAUGUCACUAUGAUAAAGUUCAAAUUUCAGUUCGAUAAAAGUGAAACCUGUAACAUUGGGCCAGCGAAACAUCGACUAGGCGUAAGAUUAAAAUCGGUAAGAAUUCAAGAGACGUUCUAACGGUGACUUUACGAGAGUUGUUUUCUUAAAUAGUUUUGUCGCAUUGUUACGGUGUGCAAAUGUGAGGUGCCACAACGCUAUUUACAAUUAGGAUAGGGAUCUGACCAAUUAAUUAUAGACAUAUUGUUCUCGUUAUGAUGAUAAUUGUAUGUAUAAUUGUAAUGUAGACCAGGCGGCCGCUCACUGCCCCAGGGACCUUUCCAAACGGAGCGGCAGACAUAACAAAGUGACCGUCUUUAUAAAUAUCGACACUAUGAAAAAAAGACUUACAGUUGUAGGGCAUAAUCAUUUUCCAACGUUUUUUCACGGGAACGUACGAACGUGUCUCGCUAUACAAACGUUUAUACGACAAAUACGAACGUUUCCGAGAAAACACGAUGGAAAACAAUUAUGCACUAUAUCUGUAUCUUGUUCUGCCAAUCAAAAGAAAAAUGUGGUAAUUAUGCAUGUGAUGCAUUCAGUUACUGCGUUUCAACUUUUGAGAAGCAGUAUGAGAUACGAGAUUUUUUCAAAGUAUUGACGAUAUCAUAUUUUAAUAGAAAUUUGACAUUAAUGACUAUAUACGUCACAGCGAUCUUGUCAGUAGAAAAGGCGGCAAAUUAAAAAAAAAUGUAGGUGCGAAGAAGAAAUGUAGAAAAUUUGAAUUUCGCGCCUUUUUAACACGCUUUUAUUAGGUCGACCUGUAACUAACUAUGUAAUGGAAUCUAAAGUAACUAAUUUAACCAUCUUCCCGGUUUCCGAUGAAGCUGAAUACGCAUACGCAUGUAAGUCGGGUGACAAUGCAAUAUUAUGUACCAUCGAGCUGAUCUGAUGAUGAAGACAGGAGGUGGUCAUAGGAACUCUUGUGAUAAAACAACGCAACCUAAUUGUGUUUGGGGUUUUUAGAAUUGUAUCGAUGAGUAUUAGUUGCCUGUGGAAAAAAAGUACAGUCAGCGAUAAGAGCAUUCUACAGACAAGUUGGGUGUGUUUCAGUAUAUAUUGCCACAUUUUGUCAAUGCGAAUGCCAUGCACAGUUAUCUUGGUUCGACUCUAUCGCUCUAUUGCCGCGUGAUUUGCUGUCGACGCCACUCUGUUCGGAAUUGUACCUUAAAUUUAAUAGAGAAUUGGUAGAGCUUAGGAUAAUUUUAGCGUAAAGGUUUACAUUUAAGCGGGAGCAUGACGAAAUGUGAAAUGUUAUAACGCUUUAAAGUCUUUAUAAUAUUUGCUCUUUAUGCAAAGUUUAUUUACAAUCUUUUUUUCGUAAAGAGAACAAAAACAACGAAAGAGAGACUGACACUUUUUAAUGUUAAGGUAUUUUUUUUUACCUUAUUUUGGAAGCUACUUAAUUAUUUAAUGUGCCAUAUGUGAAUGGCAAAAAUCUGACCACAGAAGUGCACAAACUUUUACUGAAACUAAGUUAAACUUGUUGAAGCUAUAAGUUUCUUUGUAAUUCUCAAACUGUUUGAAAAAAAUUAACCAAAAUCAUUACCAACCUUUUUCGCCUUCCCGCACAAAUUUACAGUAAGUAGAUGCAAUUUUACCAAAAAACGUAUACCUAAUAGUACCCGCAUUCCAAUGUUUUUCCGCUUUUUUCUUCUAUAAAUAUUAUUUAGUGUUAUUGUCUUCCUGUAGUAAAUUUUGUAGUGAUUUAAAUAAAUUGCGAAAUGCAGUCGGAAAGCCGUAGAUACUAAAAUAUGCUAAGGUUUGGAGAUCCCCGGGCGGCGUAACUAUAUUUUCACUGUCCUAUUCGUAUGAAUACUAAACCACAAAUAUUAUCGAUAAAAUUAUCGAUGUUGAUUCUCAAACUACCAUUUCGAAAUAACAUAUUCACUAACUAAAUAUCAGUAAAUAAAUAUAUUUGCGGUUUAGUGCACAUUCAAAUCGGUAUUAUUUAGAAGUAAAUAGUUUUACUCGCAAUAUUUAAGCGUUCGCUCGCCCGCGCGUCGUCCUAAUAUUGUACGCUUAAAUACUAGACUAGACUAUCGCAACUCCGCGGUACCAGACCGGACCUAGCCUCGGAUGUGUCCAGAUAUUUUUAUAUAAAAUAUGUACUUGGCAAGAUUUGCUAAUACUCUUUUAAUUAUAACAAUUAUUAAUAAUGGAUUUUUGUAAUGUUUUAAUUAUAAACUUUACAUAGUAAUUAUUGUGAGAUUGUUCACAACAUUUGUCGUAUGUUUUGUAAUUUAUCACAUUUUAAAGAGUACAAAAUAUUGGAAUGUUAUAAUAAUGUUGUUCAUUAAUGAUAAGUUUUAGAAUAAUUCAAUUUUAAUGCUGUUUUUACCUAAUAUCAUUUGUCGUCUAAUUAUACAAAACUGAUGUAAAACCCCAACUUGUAAAUAAAGUGAUUUUGGUUUGGUAA